CUUGUGCGUAUUCAAAUAGUUAUAGCAAGUUUAGUAACUAAUGCGAGUGCCUGUGGGACUCACAACACUAAUUAUGGACAUUUUAAGAAGGAAUAUUUACGGCAUUGACCGACAGAGGGCAGAUAAGAUAGAAUUCGUCAGGUCUAAAGAGAUACCGCAAAACUAGCGAAGAAGACAUGGAACUAGUCUCAUUUCACACUACUCGUCUAUAACACCUACUAAUAACAACUUAAUACCAUGAUGUUUGGUGUUGGUUAAACGGUUAAUGACCGCUUGUGUAGAAAGGAAGCGGCAGACGACACCCAGACAGGACACUGGAGCCAUGGCAGCUGCACAGUCUGUGCUAACGUUUGCAGUGUGCGUCCUCGUGAUAACAGAGCUGAUACUUGCCAAGAAGGACUACUAUGACAUACUGGGAGUGCCUAAAGGGGCCACAGAGCGCCAGAUAAAGAAGGCUUUCCACAAGCUUGCAAAGAAAUAUCACCCAGAUAAGAACAAGAGCCCUGAUGCUGAAGUGAGAUUUAGGGAAAUUGCUGGAGCUUAUGAAACUUUAUCAGAUGAGGCAAGAAGAAGCGAGUAUGAUCAGUUCGGGGACACUGACGCGUACUUCGAUGGGGAGACGCAAGGCAAACACAGACAAGGUGCCCACCAACCUUUCACCUUCAGUUUUAAUGACAUAUUUAAGGACUUUGACAUCUACAGCCAGAACAGACACGCCCGUCACCGAAGACACUUUGAUGAACACUCCAGGUCCCACAGCAGACAUAAAAGACACUUUCAAGGUGGUUUUGGAGCCGGGGUUAUCAAUGAUAUGUUUGAUGAUAUUGAGAGAAUGUUUACUUUUGACAGACACACCAAACAGACUGAAAACCGGUUUCAUGGUACGUCGAAACAGCACUGUAGAACAGUAACGCAACGCAGAGGUAAUAUGGUAACUACUUACACAGACUGCACUGCAUCAUAGGGUGCAAUGUAAAUGGCUUAAUAAAAUGCCUUAAAAGCAUACAACAUAUUUGUAUUUUUCAAGUUGAAGAAAGCCAGUUGGUUCAAAAUACUGUGAAGCGUGAACAUUUGUGUUAAGCACUGACAUUCAGGAAUGACAGGCACUGAAUAAACAGGCAAUUUAGCUUAGUUUUAAAAUGAAAUAAGCUAUCUUUUUCCAACAUAUUUCCAGCAUAUUUUCACUUGUGAGUGAUUGUUGUAGUUUUUUGCUUAGUGGUGAAGUAAGCAGUUUUGUCAGUAUUUUUUCCAAGCACCUUCUUUUGAUAAUGAAGUUUAAAAACAUUAUCUUGUUACAAUUGUGGAAAAAUAAAUAACAUAAAAUUUAAGAAAAAAAUAUAUGUUGCUCAAUAUUGCACAGAAAUGUAUGUGUUACGAGUUCGCCUACCACUAUUUUGUACAGGUUCUUUGUAAAGGGUUUGUUAUUUUAACUCCACAAUCACAUAUACUGGCAGAAACAGUGGCAGCCAGCAGUGUUUUGCUUGCAGCUGUCAAAUGAGCAGAAACAAAAAACCUGUAAACCUCCACAUGUUGGUUUGUCUAACUUGUGUUUUGGAGUUUUUACUUGAAAUAAUAAAAUAUUCUUGUACUCUACAAUGCUGGACCUUUUAUGAACACUAUGAUCAUGAAAUUACAGCCAGUUCAACAUGAAAGAAAUUGGUUGAUAGCUGGAAAGCCAAAAAUACAAGUAAGAGAGGAUUGUUUGGGACUUGGAUUUAAGUGGAAAUUGCUUCAUCUAGCCUCAAGAUAAUUUGUCAGAUACAAAUGAUGUUGAUUCAAAUAAAAUAUGUUUCACAAAGGUUUUGCAGGCCUAGCAGUGGUUCUCUGAUUCACUGAGACCCACAAUGUUUCUGACAUGUAUUACACAACAUACCACAACAAUGUAUUGCCUCCAAUAUUCAUUAAUCAUUAAUAACUAAAGUUUAUAUUUAAAGAAGUCAGCACAAUAGUAUCAGCAAACGCUAGUAUG
Pundamilia nyererei is the source of this 1969-nucleotide messenger RNA. It is a transcript of the gene dnajb9a, whose product is annotated as DnaJ heat shock protein family (Hsp40) member B9a. The transcript is spliced from 3 exons. Gene Ontology annotation, cellular component: endoplasmic reticulum. Gene Ontology annotation, molecular function: protein-folding chaperone binding; misfolded protein binding. Bases 266 to 964 code for a protein of 232 amino acids. NCBI's taxonomy places the organism in Eukaryota, Metazoa, Chordata, Actinopteri, Cichliformes, Cichlidae. Gene Ontology annotation, biological process: ERAD pathway. The record is from RefSeq and is a predicted model, not a curated record.